UCGGGGACGGACUGACGUGGAACGUUCGACCGGAGGAGGGAAAGAGAAAACAUAUAUAAAAUCAUCGUAUAGAAUCUGUUACAUUAACACAAAAUCUGGACAGAUGCUGACUUAAACGGGGGGAUCAAAUCACCAACAAUGGCCAAUACAGGUAUGUGCUGUGCCAGCCUGGAGAAGCCCAAGGCCCUGAUGAAGAUGGGUCUGAAUGUGGUGCUUGUAGGACACGUCAACAUCCUGCUGGGGGCGCUAGUCCACGGGGCUGUGCUGCGACACAUCAACCUGAACACACAGGCCCGCACCAUGGCGUACUCCAUAUCUAAUGUAGUGGCACUCACUACUGGACUAGUGGGUGUUGUUGUAGGAAUCCUAGCCAUCAUCCUGUCUAAUAACAAGAAGAGCAGAGUGAUGACAUGGUCGUUGUUUGUGGUCAGCCUGUUUGGUAGUCUCCUGGCCACGGCCUCUGUGAUUUGCCUCACCGUUUCUGUGGUGAGGGCCAUAGUUAACGGUGGGCGGAGCCUCCUGACUCACUGCCGGUUCCCCACCGCUAUUGGCUACGCAAGCAUCACCAACGACUGCCCCUUCGACCCCACACACGUUUACAGCACGACCCUGAUCCUGUGGGUUCCUCUGAUCGUGACCUGUAUAGUCCAGCUGGUUUUCUCAGCGCGGUGUUUCUCUGCGUGUAUGUCUUUCCUGGGUCUACCCUGCUCCCCUCACAAGAUCAGGCCCAGGGACCAUGGUAGAACGAUACACUCAGUAGCACCCGCAGAGCCGCCCUCUCUCCCACACUCCUUACCCCGUCAUCCCCUUCAUCUGCACGUUCUUCACUCGGACCCGUCUCAUCUCAAAUCCCAGCGGCAGCCUCUUCCUCAUCUUCCUCAUCUUCAUCACUCAGACCCGCCUCAUCUCAAGUCCCAGCAGCAGCCUCUUCGUCCUCAGCAUCAGAACCAGAGAGGAAGGUCAGAUGGGCGGUCUGACAGGGGGCAUCUGAUAGCCCCAGAGGAACAUGAGAUGCUGGAACAAGGCUCCCAGCAGAGACCAGAGAUCAGAGAUCUGAGAUCAGAGAUCAGCUUCUGGAUCUAAUGAUGAUAACGAUGGACACCCAGAUACUGCUCCAUACCCCAUCCAUAUAAUCCCUAACCCAGAUACGGCUCCAUACCCCAUCUAUAUAAUCCCU
Messenger RNA from Coregonus clupeaformis (lake whitefish), 1177 nucleotides. RefSeq names its product transmembrane protein 54-like. Lineage: Eukaryota; Metazoa; Chordata; Actinopteri; Salmoniformes; Salmonidae. Bases 139 to 1083 code for a protein of 314 amino acids. The record is from RefSeq and is a predicted model, not a curated record. The transcript is spliced from 7 exons.